Messenger RNA from Staurois parvus, 306 nucleotides. The record is from the annotation of a GenBank genome assembly. Lineage: Eukaryota; Metazoa; Chordata; Amphibia; Anura; Ranidae.
AAAGUGUCCGGACUGGAAGUGGGUGAAGGUGUCCGGACUGGAAGGGGGGGGGAAAGUGUCCGGGACUGGAAGGGGGGGAAAGUGUCCGGACUGGAAGGGGGGGAAAGUGUCCGGACUGGAAGGGGGGGAAAGUGUCCGGACUGGAAGGGGGGGAAAGUGUCCGGACUGGAAGGGGGGGAAAGUGUCCGGACUGGAAGGGGGGGAAAGUGUCCGGACUGGAAGGGGGUAAAAGUGUCCGGACUGGAAGGGGGGGAAAGUGUCCGGACUGGAAGGGGGGGAAAGUGUCCGGACUGGAAGGGGGGGAAA